ACUCAACUAAGUACUCUUGCACGUCUGCACUCGCAUAUUUUCCUUUUUUUUUUUUUUUUUGUGUUCAUAGUGGCCCAGCGCGCAUGGCUGGACGUUUAAGUCGGGUACCACGCUUGACGCUGUUCUCGGGACCGCAGUGCUCGCUUUGUGAUAUUGCCAAAGCUGAGCUCGCCAAAGUCCGCCAGAAGCGCGAAUUCGAGCUUCAGACGGUUAACAUUCAAGACGCAGACCAGGAGGAGUGGAAGCGAAAGUAUGUGUAUUGGAUCCCUGCGCUGCACAUAGACGGCAAAGAAGUCGCGAAAGGACCAGCAGCAACAACAGGCUUCUUCUGGAGCCCCUAUGGAACCAACCCAGAGCUCUUGAAGUACGAGGUGCCCGAGUACACGCGUUCUGUACACGCGACGCUGGGCUCAGAAGACGAGAUUAUCGCAGACGGUCCCGACGCGCGUCGCUGCUUCAAUUGCGGCUCCACCGAACACAUCCUCUCUGACUGCCCCGAACGCCGCAAUCGCGAGUUGAUUGCGCUCACACGACAGUUAUACGACUUCUUUAAAAGUGACUGGUCUGGCCCAAACAAACGCAUCCACGAGUUUGAGCAGUGGAAGAAGCAACGCGUCGAGUGGCUGGAGAUGUUUGAACCUGGGCAGAUCAGGAGUGCGGAGCUGCGGGAUGCGCUAGAUAUCCCAGAUGGCGAUGUAGGCGAGUACGUGCCAUGGCUGCGCAAUAUAGCGGACAUUGGCUACCCGAAGGGUUGGAUUGCUGAAGAAGAUCCUCGAAUACGUGUUUGGAGAAGAAUCACGGGGAAAGAUAAUCCAGACGGUACCUCUGAUGAAGACGAAUUGGAGUUCUCAAUUCAUGGCGAUACCCAUGAGAUGCUGACCCUGCCCACCAGGACUGGUCUGGUGGCACAAGACUCGAUACGUCCGGAUGACAAACGCACAGAAUCUUUAGGAGACUCGCCGUCGAACGUCGAAGAAGGCGAAAUAUCCGAGUCUUCGACGACCGACGUGGUGCGCAGAUGGGCGAACUAUCCCGAGACCUACUUCUCCAACUCUCAACUUUUCGUCUACAUACCACCACCUCCACAACUCGGGCUUGAGCCUUUGGAUGAUCUGAUAAUGACGUACGACAGCACAGCUCAUGGACAUUGGACUGAUUUCGCCCAAUUCGUCAUGCCGUUCCUCCAACCUCCCGCGCCGCCUAGCUCCCCACCACCGCUUCCGCCGCCUCCGAGCUCUUCCCCACCGCCGCUUCCGCCUUCGCCACCUCCUGGGUCUGUUAAUCUACCUCAGCCUCCCCCUUCUCUUUCUCCCCAGUCUUUGACGAAGUCAUGCAUCAUAACCUCUAAUAGUUUUGAUAGCGAGUCCGACAUGGAACUAUCGGACUCCGAUUAAGCGAUAUCUCCGCUUCCGCACUUGUACGUAGCAAUUCUUAUAUCUUUAGGCAUUCAGUAUGCAGCAUCAACCUCAUGUUAUGUUCGGAAACUGGCGACCAUCUCUGCAGCUCGUGAACAUGAACAGCUCCCUGCAACAUUGGGCUACAAUACGCAAGCGCCAAAUGUCGGUUGCUAGCGCAACGCCACAAGGGCGCUCCCC
This is a messenger RNA of Phanerochaete carnosa HHB-10118-sp, 1595 nucleotides long. RefSeq lists its product as uncharacterized. Lineage: Eukaryota; Fungi; Basidiomycota; Agaricomycetes; Polyporales; Phanerochaetaceae. The transcript is spliced from 3 exons. Gene Ontology annotation, cellular component: catalytic step 2 spliceosome. The coding region runs from base 84 to 1394 and encodes 436 amino acids. Gene Ontology annotation, molecular function: zinc ion binding; RNA binding. The record is from RefSeq and is a predicted model, not a curated record.